Molecule: messenger RNA, 728 nt
Organism: Spodoptera litura
Lineage: Eukaryota; Metazoa; Arthropoda; Insecta; Lepidoptera; Noctuidae
Source: RefSeq, a predicted model, not a curated record
AUGAAAGCAGUACUAUUAUCCGGUGUAUUUGCCAUCGUCGUCCUGACGGUAGCGGGAGCCCCCACUACUACCACCACAGAGGGGGAACAGCCGCUCACCAUGAACGAGCAACAAAUAGAAGAUUUCCUUCGGGAGCGACGAGCGCCACAUCACGGACACGUGGUGUCAUCGUGUGAACACUUCCCCACCAGCUCUUACAUACCUAACGCUGAACUAUACGACCAUGGAUACCUCCCACAUUCCAUACCUCAUUACGGAUAUCCACCACACUACCGCAACGUGGAAGACCCUGAAAUGAUGCAGUUCUCCGACAUGGACCAGUUCAUGCCCGGCCAAAUGCCUGGUCACGUUCCAAUGGCGAGGCUGGGAGGAUACGGCGUUGCAGCUGGCGUGUCUCCCAUAGCUGGUAUUGGAGGACGAGUGCUGGGUCAAGCUGGGGCUGGAACUACACUGGGCGUGUUCCCUAACGCAAACGUUGGAGGAUGCGGCGUGCCCCUGUUGUUUAGCUGUUCUCCCUCAAUAGUCUCGGGACAGUUGGUGCAGUCAGCUCCGAGCCACGCCGUCUCAGCCUACACUGCUCCCACGAACUCCUACAGGCUGGUGGACGAACCGAUGCAGCAUCACGCACUUGAACAGCACGAGCAAGUCACCUUAACCCAUGAACCCUCGCGGAGAACCUAACGGGUAACCGGGGCUCCGGCUCGACGUGCAGGAGAAGGAACGGGGUG